Culex quinquefasciatus (southern house mosquito) is the source of this 2722-nucleotide messenger RNA. RefSeq names its product neutral alpha-glucosidase AB. Gene Ontology annotation, biological process: carbohydrate metabolic process; N-glycan processing. Gene Ontology annotation, molecular function: carbohydrate binding; alpha-glucosidase activity. The record is from RefSeq and is a predicted model, not a curated record. Lineage: Eukaryota; Metazoa; Arthropoda; Insecta; Diptera; Culicidae.
UUCUACUCAGACUAGAGGUUUGUUAACAUGGGACUAACUGUUCGAUCCAUAUUUAAAUUAGCGUUAUUUUUUAUAUUCGUGAGUUGUUUAACAUGUGUUGACGAAAGUUUAUUCAAAAAAUGUAAUCAAAGUGCGUUCUGCAGUCGCUUUCGUCGCCUCGAACCUCAGCAAAAUCGUUUUAAGCUAUUCACAAACACUUCCACCCUAACUGACAAUGUCUUAACAGUUGAUCUUCUCAACACAGAAACUAAUCAUUGGUACACGUUGAGCCUAAGUGCAGUCCAUCCGAGGAUCUUCCACUUUGAAAUCGACGAAAAACAUCCCCUUAGCGAACGUUACCGCGUGAGAAAUGCUUUGGCGGAGGAUCUUAUUUCACGGGAAAUUCUGGUGGAUGAAAUGACGGAUCAAAAAAUCGUGAUCAGCGAAGGAGACAAGACGGCAAUCGUUCAAGCCGAUCCCUUUAGGAUUGAUUUCUACUAUGGCGGCACGUUGAUGACCUCGGUAAAUGCUAACGGACAACUGCAGUUUGAACACUUGAGAUUGAAGCCCGAAAAUCCUCCCGAAGGAGAGUGGGAAGAAGAGUUCAACGGGUUUGUGGACAGUAAAUCGAGGGGUCCAGAAUCGACGGGACUAGACUUUACGUUCCCACAAGCUGAUGUUUUGUAUGGAAUUCCGGAACAUGCCGACGAUUUUAUUCUGAAAGAUACCACAAAAGGGGACAGUGAUCCGUACCGUUUGUACAAUCUGGAUGUGAACAGCUACGUGGUGAACAGCAAAAUGGCCCUGUACGGAUCCGUUCCGGUUUUGUACGGUCACGGAGUUGAUGGAAGCAGUGGAUUGUUCUGGCAGAACGCAGCUGAGACGUGGGUAGACAUUGUUUUGGGAAAUGCUCCUUCAGCUAACUUUAUUUCGGAAAGUGGCAUAAUCGAUGUGUUUAUCCUGCUUGGAACCUCACCAAUCGCAACGUUCCGACAGUUUGCGGCACUGACCGGGUCGGCACCGUUGCCACAAAUGUACGCGCUUGGAUAUCACCAGAGUCGAUGGAAUUACGACAAUGACUCCGAUGUUGCAAUGAUCGAUUCAAAGUUCACUGAGCAUAGCAUCCCACUGGAUAGUGUUUGGCUGGACAUUGAGUACACAGACGAAAAACGGUACUUCACUUGGGAUCAUGCCCGAUUUCCGAAUCCACUGGAAAUGAUUAACAACUUGACGGAGAACGAUCGACAUCUUACGGUAAUUAUCGAUCCUCAUGUUAAAGUUGAUGAACAUUACUUUUUCCACAAAAAUUGCACUGCCAACGAUUAUUACGUGAAAGACAAAGAUCGCAACGACUAUCAAGGCUGGUGCUGGCCAGGUCUAUCAAGCUACACGGACUUCGUCAAUCCGCACGCCAGCAAGUACUACGCCGAUCAGUUCCUACUGACAAACUUCAAGGAAUCGACACGUGAGGUUGGGCUUUGGAACGACAUGAACGAGCCGUCAGUGUUCAACGGACCAGAGAUCACUAUGCAAAAGGACAACAUUCACUUCGGUGGUUGGGAACAUCGUGACAUUCACAACAUUUUCGGCCACUACCACGUAAUGGCCACCCACGACGGAUUAAUCAGACGUAGCGAGGGCGCCGUAAGACCUUUCGUCCUAACAAGAGCAUUCUUCGCGGGAACGCAACGUUAUGCUGCCGUCUGGACCGGUGACAAUACGGCAGAAUGGAGCCACAUGCAAGCCUCGAUCAAGAUGUGCCUCUCGCUGUCCGUAUCCGGAAUCAGCUUUUGUGGCGCAGAUGUUGGUGGCUUCUUCAACGAUCCGAGCGCGGAACUCAUCGCGCGUUGGUAUCAACUGGGUGCAUUCCAACCAUUUUUCCGUGGACAUUCUCACGAAGCAACUCACCGGCGGGACUGGCUGUGGCCAGAAGAGACCAAGCAAAUCAUCCGGAGUGCUAUCGAAAAGCGUUAUCGACUGCUUCCUUUCUUGUACACAUUAUUCUACGAGCACGAGCGUUUCGGCCGUCCCGUUAUGAGACCUCUCCUGGCACACUACCCUUGGGAUCCGAAAACAUUCAGGCUGGAAACCCAAUACCUGAUAGGCGAUCAGCUUCUUGUUGCACCGGUCCUAGAAGCUGGUCAACGUAACGUUAACGUGUAUUUCCCCCUGAGAAAUGACAGCCUUACAGAAAUCUGGUACGAUCUCGACAACUACAACAAGUACAUCCAAUCCGGAUACGUUGAAAUUCCCGUUGAUAGUAACAAGAUUCCGGUGUUUCAACGUGGAGGCACAAUCAUUCCAACCAAGUCGACCGUACGUAAGUCAACUGUAGCGAUGAGAGGAGACCCAUACACUUUACUCGUUGCUCUGGAUGCACGUGGCCAUGCCAGGGGAGAGCUAUACGUGGAUGACGAACAAAGCUUCGAAUAUCGUUAUGGAAAGUAUCAGUAUUUGGAGAUUGAAUUCUACAACAAAGUUCUUUCGUUGAGGAAAAUCGACACGGAUGCCUUUCUCAACAAGGAUAUUGUAAUUGAUCGGAUCGUAAUCGCCGGGCUUGCCGGCGUCUCAAAAACGGCCAAAGUUUACUCCGCUAGCGGAACUAAGAGAAAAGUUACAUUAUCUGAACAUGAAAAUUUCAAAUCUAUUGACACAGCCAAUUUAUUGUUCGUAGAUUUAUUGACGAUUGUUUUUAACUAGAUUAUGAAACAAUCAAUAGUACAAGUGAAUCCAAAGCGACGAG